AUGGCUCGCCCCCAUCUCGCCACGCUCCCCUACGAGGUGCGUGACAAGAUCUUUACGGAGCACUUCCGCGUGGAAGGAAGGUAUGUCUUCAAUAGCGAAUCUGAAAAGCUCACUACCGCUGACGGUCAAUUGAUUGACUUCUCCUUAAUGUACACCUGCUGCUCAAUCGCAAACGACACCAAAUAUCUACCUGUUGAGGUCAAUAAUUUCUCUUUCUCGACCCUCGUCUCACCCGAUUUGAGGGCUUGGGCUGGUCGCCAUCAGUUCCUAUCGCAAUUUCUUUCCAUUCUAAAGGCGGAUCUUAUAUGUCUUCUCCAAGGCCCAACAAUGUCUCCCGAACUGGAAGAAGCACUAGAAGAAAAGUUCCCGCAUUUGAUGCUGAAUUUCAAGAAUCGUCUGGAAGAUACCUAUCGCAGACGCUUCCACCAAGACCCUACUGUCUCCAAUGGCCAUGCCUUUCGAUACUGGAAGGAAACUCGUCACUCAAGCGAAAUCAUUAAAGACUUUGGCGAUGUGGAAGUAAGGGGAUGGGGUAGAAACACGUCUUCGGCGAGAGAAGCUAUCGCUUUCAGUCUCUGA
This is a messenger RNA of Fusarium verticillioides 7600, 579 nucleotides long. RefSeq lists its product as hypothetical. The record is from RefSeq and is a predicted model, not a curated record. Bases 1 to 579 code for a protein of 192 amino acids. The transcript has a single exon. Lineage: Eukaryota; Fungi; Ascomycota; Sordariomycetes; Hypocreales; Nectriaceae.